CGGCAGCACGGCAGCACGGGUCCUCUACGGAUAAACGGUGGCUAGCCGUCCGGUGUCACACUUUCGCCCCGCAGAGCCGCCGGGAUAAACCGUCGUUGGCCAGGUCUCCCUAUCCGGCUUCACCCCUUGAACUAUAUCGUGCAAGCAGCCGCGCCGCCGGGCAAGGCAAAAAUGCUCUCGGUGCGGGCGCCGCCCCGCGCUUUCUCGCCCUCGCCGCCGUGGCGGAGACGGGGCCGCCUAGACGGUUUCGCCGCGCCGCGGUGUGUCAGCGCCGCGCCACCCGUGACAACCCUAGAGACGGCUACCGCGCGGCCGGCAGGCGUCUCCUUCCCGAUUCUGGUGAAUGGCUGCACUGGUAAAAUGGGGGUAUCUGUUGCUGAGGCAGCUACUUCAAGGGGUCUUCACCUAGUUCCUGUUUCAUUCAGUAGUAGAGAGAACCUUGAUAAAACAAUACAAAUUGGUGAUACAGACAUUGAGAUAUAUGGCCCUUCUGCAAGAGAAGAUGUUCUUUCAUCUGUCAUUGACGAAUUCCCAGAUGUCGUCGUGGUGGACUACACGGCACCGGAUUCUGUGAACUCUAAUGCCGAGCUCUAUUGCAAGCUUGGUGUGCCAUUUGUAAUGGGCACAACUGGCGGGGAUCAGCAGUUACUGUACAAAUCAGUGCAAGAUUCAAAAAACUACGCACUAAUAUCUCCACAAAUGGGCAAACAGGUUGUUGCAUUUCUUGCUGCAAUGGAAACAAUUGCGGAGCAGUUUCCUGGGGCCUUCUCAGGCUAUCGCUUGGAGGUACUGGAAUCCCAUCAAGCAGGAAAGCUGGACACAUCUGGUACAGCUAAAGCAGUAAUUGCUUGUUUCGAGAAGUUAGGCGCGGUCUUUGACAUGGACAGGAUGGUUAAGAUCAGGGAUCCUGAGCAGCAGCUUUAUAUGGUGGGUGUCCCCGAAGAACACAUUGAUGGGCAUGCAUUCCAUUUGUACCAUCUGACUUCUCCCGAUGACAGCGUUUCAUUUGAGUUCCAGCACAAUGUUUGUGGCCGUUCAAUAUACGCCGAAGGGUCAGUUGAUGCCGCCAUAUUUCUGUAUAAGAAGGUACAAUCAAUGGAUCCUAAGAGAAUUUACAACAUGAUUGAUGUCUUGCAAGAAGGCGAUAUGCGGUAAAGUUACUGUUUAGCAUCUUCAUCCAUCAAAACAGAGGGUUGGGGCGCGGGGGUAGUAAUUAGUGAGCGUGGAAUAGUGGAGUUGGUGAUAUAUGUACUGAACCGCAUACACCCGAAAUAGUUUAGUCCGGAACCGGCAGGACGUGAAUAUCGUCACAUGUGUGUGGUAGGUACUCCCUCUGUAAACUUCUAUAAGACUGUAAACUUUUCUAAGACGUUUUAGGUAGGGAGUACUAACUGUUAA
Molecule: messenger RNA, 1398 nt
Organism: Hordeum vulgare subsp. vulgare (domesticated barley)
Lineage: Eukaryota; Viridiplantae; Streptophyta; Magnoliopsida; Poales; Poaceae
Product: probable 4-hydroxy-tetrahydrodipicolinate reductase 2, chloroplastic
Exons: 8
Coding region: 172-1155 (327 amino acids)
Cellular component (GO): chloroplast stroma
Molecular function (GO): NADPH binding; 4-hydroxy-tetrahydrodipicolinate reductase activity
Source: RefSeq, a predicted model, not a curated record